Molecule: messenger RNA, 4830 nt
Organism: Anopheles stephensi (Asian malaria mosquito)
Lineage: Eukaryota; Metazoa; Arthropoda; Insecta; Diptera; Culicidae
Gene: Cbp53E
Product: calbindin-32
Exons: 15
Coding region: 461-1411 (316 amino acids)
Biological process (GO): regulation of long-term synaptic potentiation; regulation of presynaptic cytosolic calcium ion concentration
Cellular component (GO): cytosol; nucleus; dendrite
Molecular function (GO): calcium ion binding
Source: RefSeq, a predicted model, not a curated record
GCUGCGGACACAUCUCACAGCGAGUUGAGACACCGACCGAAUCGGACGGCUGCUAGAACGUCCACCGUCGUCACCCUUACCGUCGUGAGGGACGUGAUUUCCUCUGUGUGAGUGUGUGUGCGUGUGUAUGAGUGUUUGUGUCCGGGUUGGUAAGUUUCUGUUCCGUGCAUGCCCGUCCAGUGAAACAUUAUUGUUUACCAGUUGAGCGGCCAGUGUCAGUGAACGGUACGCGCUGACCCCGGGUGCGUGUGGGUCGGUGAACGGUGUGAUCACACGGCAGGGCAGUGAUUGUGGUAAUUCCAGCAUCAUCAGCAAAAUCAGCCCCCAACCAGCAGCAGCAGCAGCAAGUAUAAAUCGUCCACAAGGAGAAUCAACUCUGCUUGAUAUAUCACACCGAGCAAGACGUCGGAGUUUUUGUUUUUGCUUAAGGAACGUUCUCAACGUUUAGCACAACACAACGAUGGAUCAAUCGCCAAACAGCAAGGUACAUCUGGAGAAGGCACAAAACUUCAUGCGCCAGUACCGGGAUCCGGAGUCGCGCGAGCUGAAGAAGCUGUCCGCCAACCAGUUCAUGGACGUCUGGAGCCAUUACGAUCGGGAUGGAAACGGUUACAUCGAAGGUUCCGAGCUGGACGGAUUUCUCAAGGAGUUCGUCUCAAGCGCCAACGCGACCGACAUUAGCCCGGAGCAAAAAGCGUCGCUUACCGAUGAGAUGCUGGUUGAGCUGAAGUCAUGCUUUAUGGAGGCGUACGACGAUAAUCAGGAUGGAAAGAUCGACAUCAGAGAGCUCGCCCAGCUGCUCCCGAUGGAGGAAAACUUUUUGCUGCUCUUUCGGUUCGAUAAUCCACUCGAAUCGAGCGUUGAAUUUAUGAAGAUCUGGCGAGAAUAUGACUCCGACAACAGUGGCUACAUCGAAGCGGAUGAACUGAAGAACUUCCUGCGGGAUCUUCUGAAGGAGGCGAAAAAGAUAAACGACGUGUCGGAGGACAAAUUGAUCGAGUACACGGAUACAAUGCUUCGAGUGUUUGAUGCAAACAAAGAUGGAAGACUGCAGCUGUCGGAGAUGGCAAAAUUGCUUCCAGUGAAAGAAAACUUCCUGUGCCGGCAGGUGUUUAAGGAAGGGAAAAUAGACGAAGAAGGUGCCGCCAAGCUAACGAAAGAAGACAUCGAAAAAGUGUUUUCACUCUACGACAGAGACAAUAAUGGUUCGAUCGAGAACGAAGAGCUGCGAGGUUUCCUUAAGGAUCUGCUCGAGCUAGUAAAGAAGGACUACGAUGCGCAGGAUUUGAUCGAGUUUGAGGAAACGAUUCUGCGCGGCGUUGGCUACGACAAGGAUGGUAAAAUUUCGCGCAAAGAGUUGACCAUGAUUUUGCUGGCGCUCGCGAAACUCCCGCCAGAGGACGACCAGUAAUUAAUGGCGUCGGCGGUCUGCAUCGAGACUACUAGUAGCAGCCAGCCCUGUAGUAGUAGUGGUAGCAGCAGCCAGGACCCGAUCACCAAGGACCUCUUUCCGCCCAUCGCCACCGUGCAGGACGGCAUCAGGGAUCUGUAUCGUAAGUUUCGGCGAAAGAUUCACAAGAAGGACUAGCAGCACUAGCAGCAGCAGCAGCAGCAGCAGUAGCAGCGACAGCAGCAACACGCACCACAGGGCAGCUUCUGCUUUCUUAGUGUUUUUAGUGCUUUACCGUUAAACGAAACGAUGCGACAACCCUGCUAUCCCGUAACGCCUGGUGGAGAGUGCUGGCGGUGUAGGUCCAGCUGGGGGGGGAACACCAUCCAUUACACACCGAAAAACACCAAACAACCACUCAACCCACUGCACGGGUGCUGGCCGUGCAGUCCCGUAAUGUCCAAUACAAACACACACACACACACACAGCUGUUGUUACACGAAUAAGAAUUGUUACAACUCGAAAACAAAGCAGCAAAUACUGUAACGUAACGGCCCCCAUGAAACCGACCUGUGUAACGUACUCCGUCUGCAAAUUGUCUGCGACCGGAACAAUUGGGUGACGUCCGGAUAUUGAAGUUUCAAGUACUCGUGCGAUACACGCUACAGACAGAAAAACACACACACAAUCACACACAAACACAUUCGCGAAAAAGCAUAUCUACAAUUUAAGCAAAACAACACUAAAUCUCUUUAUCUAAUCUCUACUUCUACCUAAUGCCCGGCUUAGGCGUACGUUAUCACUAACCACUCUACUAACUGUUUUACUGUGAAAACCGUGUUGUGGGCGCUUCUCUACCGGAAGUGAAUGGUUCCGAACUAUAGUUCAUUGACUGUUAGAAUCUAUUCUUCGCUGUAUUUGAUGUGUUGUAAUCCUUUAUGUUUUCCCUCUUCGUUGAACAUCAAGAAACUGCUCAAAAGUACUGUUUUCCCCAUGGAUGGUGGGAGCAGUUGAUACAAGUGAAAAUCAACAUCGUUUUGGGGUCUAUGAUAGGUUAAGAAGUAUGGCUUUUGAAAGCUUUUGAAUACUGUCCUACCAGCCUAGUCAGCAGUAGAUUCGAGCAGCUACUCGGCCUGUCAGAGUGAUGGUAAAAGAUAAAGAAACAGAGAAUAGCUAGGACAAUGAAAGAAUUAGUAGAAAGAGGUUGACUUGUAACAAUACCGAAAAAGCAAGAGCAGAAAAUAAAUGAAUAGUUAACGUACCGUAAGUCAGUCCUCCAACUGUAAUCUGCUAUACUAAAUACUUAAGUAAACUGCUCGAAAACUGCUCGAUUUUGUUGACAGAUGGUGUUUUAAAAUUUAAAAACCUUUCUACUUAACAUAUCGUAGACCCCAACAUACGCAUUUCCACCUGCAAAUGGCAAACGAGUCACAAUUUGCUCAGGCAACACGCAACAAUGGAACGAGAUGGCGGACAGGGACUUUUUGCCUUUUUUCCAUCCUAUACGUACGUAACGUAACCAUGAGUGAUAGGAAAAUCGUUGUGGCCUAAGCGGACAAAACCGACGGGCUAGCAAAGAUUGGGCAUACGUUUUAUGCUACUUAUGAUUAGCAAAAGCUUUCCACCACCACGCACGAAACAUUUUGCCACCCGGGGGACUGAGAAAGUGCAGUGCAGUGCCAAAUGUGUUGUGUCAUCCCAUCCAUCCGGUCCAAACCCGAAGUAUAUUUUUAAAAGAAAGAAAAGAUGAGACUCAAAGUGGAUAUGUUAACAGAUUAGAACGAUAGACAGGCAGGAAAGGAAGGUUGGGAACGAAAAAAAAAGCUGAAAGAUGUGAGGUUGGUGAAGGAAUAAAUAUAUGCCUUCGGUACGGUUCGUGGUAAAGCUCCCCUGAAAUUACAGGUAUGGUCCAAAUAGUAGCAGUGGCAUUGGGAAAAAGUGUGAUGAUUGGCUAGCUGCUAAAGUUAAUUUGGUGGAAAUUAAGUUUUCUCUAAGGAGAUUAAUUUUUCAUUAAAAUUUAUACUUUAUCGAUUAACAACCUCACAUGUGACUGAUAAGGCAAGCUUUGGCACUAUAGUUGUGCUGUAUCAUCUUUUCGGCAUAAAAAGCACUUUAAAAGCUUUACGAUCGAUAAUUGAUUGCUGGCCUUGAAAGGCCUUAAAUUUAAUAUCCUUCCUCGAAUUCUGAAGGAUUUAAAAUUUUCUAGUCUGUUUGUUCUUUGUUAUUUUUGCUAUUUCAAUGCGUUGAUUAUAACUAGCGGAAGAGAUAUAAAUCAAUUAAAUACUCGAAGCUGGAACGUCAGCCCUCCGUACGGCGGGACGCUCCAGAAGGGAUGAAUCCGUAUGAAUGGUCGCAUGAUUGCAAUAUGUUUGUUAGUGAAAAUCCACAAUGGUGACCAAACACUUGAUUUUUUUUUACUAAUGCCAAAGUUUUGAAUUUAAUGACAUUAUCAAAUCAAAUCUUAAUUUGAAGAGGAAAUAUUUGUACUCAAAAAUUUUAAAUCACUCUAAACACCCCACAUGUCACUGUUACUAUUUUGAACAGCACUGUGUGUUGAAUUCACAUGUUUUUUUUCUGAUUUAUUUAUAUGAUAGACGAUUGUUACAAGAAAAAAUGUUAUCCAUGUUACACUGGCUUUUAAAAAACAAAAGCUUCUUGCUUGUGUUCCCGUUGAUGUGGACGAAGAAGAUAAGCCAUUUAUUCCCCUAACUAUACUACCAACUGGAAAUGGAUGUAUGCAUGUGAUGUGACGUUGAUAGGAAUCCUUCCCAACCGCGUUCCCUCUUUCCCACUUGAUGGAAAUUCCUGACAGGAUGUGCGGCCAGCCUCUAAAAAAAGAUAAAAAAAGAUUCUAAUAAUGCUACAAACUUUCUAUCUAUCUAUCUAUCUAUCUAAAUGUUUCCUAACGCAAACACAUUCUUAAUCGAGGCGUGCGUUCGAACGUUUGGACGUCGCUAAACUUAACCUGCUGCUUACGCAUGCCUCACGGGCUGCCUCAUUGUUGAACGUUAAACAGUGUUUUUAAGAAGAGAGACUAUUUAUCUAAGCUCGUUUAUCAAAAACUAAAAUGCAUUUAAAAAAAAACUUGGCCAUCCAAACAAUAGAACCCAAACAGAGGGAUACACAUAACUACCCGGUCCGAACGUUUUAAUUGCAACAACAGGCAAUGAAUCGUAAUCAAAACCAGUGUUGUUUCACCGAUCUUCUUUUACUCUUUAAACACAAAUACACACCGAAAACACAAGAAAAUACUCAAACACACAGACACACACACAUUCUAAGCAGCAUCCCGUUCCGAUAUGGAUGCUAAAGAUUGUAGACGAAUGCCUUUGGUUUUUGGUUAGUAGACUUCAGUGCAGCAGCAGAUUUUUACCGGCACUAUAGUGCAAAGUGCAAAGAUAUUACUGUUAAAUAUAAAUAAAAAAUGGAAAAAAUGUAA